Messenger RNA from Tigriopus californicus, 980 nucleotides. RefSeq names its product peptidoglycan recognition protein 1-like. The coding region runs from base 104 to 943 and encodes 279 amino acids. Gene Ontology annotation, molecular function: zinc ion binding; N-acetylmuramoyl-L-alanine amidase activity. Gene Ontology annotation, biological process: peptidoglycan catabolic process. The transcript is spliced from 9 exons. Lineage: Eukaryota; Metazoa; Arthropoda; Copepoda; Harpacticoida; Harpacticidae. The record is from RefSeq and is a predicted model, not a curated record.
ACAAUUCUGCGCAAAUGUUCUUAAUAAGAUCCGGAGAAGCGUCCGAACAGUAUAUAGUAUACUAGAUUUUCCAUUUUGCUGGCAUUUGACAUCAACCUUCAACAUGAGGUUGAUCAUUCUGCUAUUGAAUCUGACUCUAACAUCUGUUCUCACCCAUGCUUAUAACGAGGAACCUUGCCGAGGACAGGGUGGAUUUUGCCAGCAGGAUAAUUUAUCCUGUUCUGGUGGAACAUACGCAUCCAACUUGUGUCCAACUCAGGCUGGCAAUAUCCGAUGUUGCAAACGGAGUAGUACAGCUUAUAACGAGGAACCUUGCCGAGGACAGGGUGGAUUUUGCCAGCAAGAUAAUUUAUCCUGUUCUGGUGGAACAUAUGCAUCCAACUUGUGCCCAACUCAGGCAAGCAAUGUCCGAUGUUGCAAACGGACUAGUACAACUUGUCCCUCUAUUGUGACAAGAGCGGAUUGGGGAGCGAUAAGUCGGAGUACAAACUACAUGUCCAAUAACGCUCGUUAUGUUAUUGUCCAUCAUACAACCGGAGGAGAAUGCUACUCCCAAUUCGAUUGUGCCAGAAAAGUCCGAGGAUUCCAGGAUUAUCACAUAAACACGAAUAAGUGGAGUGACAUCGGAUACAACUUCUUGAUUGGAAGCGAAGGGUCCAUCUUUGAAGGAAGAGGAUUUAACAGGAAAGGAGCUCAUGCUGGACCCCGAUUCAAUGACAUAUCUUAUGGAAUUGCAUUCAUCGGAGACUUCACCUCCACUUCACCUUCGUCCAAAGCCAUCCAAUCCUACAAUCACUUGGUCGAUUGUUUGGUGACCCGUGGGAAAAUUCCCUCUGACUAUGAAAUGAAAGGUCAUAGGCAAGUGAGAGACACAAGCUGUCCUGGAAACACCCUCUACAAUGCCUUAACUCGAUGGAGGAACUACAGCCCUGGCAGUGCUUGAGUUUGAAAAUGAAUCAAUAAAUUGGUCUCUGCAUUUU